Molecule: messenger RNA, 1473 nt
Organism: Penicillium canariense
Lineage: Eukaryota; Fungi; Ascomycota; Eurotiomycetes; Eurotiales; Aspergillaceae
Product: putative CUE domain protein
Exons: 1
Coding region: 1-1473 (490 amino acids)
Biological process (GO): DNA alkylation repair; DNA repair
Cellular component (GO): nucleus
Molecular function (GO): dioxygenase activity; zinc ion binding; ubiquitin binding
Source: RefSeq, a predicted model, not a curated record
AUGGAUGCUUUUGUUUCCAGGAAGAAACGGCGGCUAUCUCAGUCAAGGGCGGAGGCUAGUGCAGGACCGUCCGAGGCUUCAUGUAUCUCAAAUCCAGAUUCUUCCGGCGAAGACUCAACAGAUAUCAAAAUUGCUAUAUUGCUGUCGCUGUUUCCAAACCUCAAGCAAGAAAAUCUUCUGGAUAUUCUAGUGUCUUGUGAUGGAUCCGUGGAGGCCGCUUCAUCCCUUCUGUCUUCUCAAGACUCUACGUCACCUACACCAUUUAAGAAACGAGCCGCUCCAAGCUCAACUCUUGGUGUCCAAACAUCGUUAUCGCCACACAUCCUCACCAAAGCAAAGGAUGGAUCUCUUACCACCCUCAGUGAAACCUUCAUCCGUCGGAAACCCUUGUCCACCAAGAAAGGGCAGACUUUGCACCUUUACUCCCCCGGGGACAUCGCAGCCUACACACCGUGCACAAUCAUCCAUAACUUCCUCCCUCCCGAAGAAGCGAAUGUACUGCUAGUUGAACUGCUUGAUGAAUCGAAACACUUCUCGCGAUAUGAGUUCCAGCUUUUCAACCGAACAGUUCAGAGCCCACAUAGCGCGAGCGUGUAUGUCUCUACUCCGGAGGAGUACCGACAGCAGACCUCUGAGUACACAUACGGUGGCACAUACCGAUCGAAUGUUCGAGAAGCGACACCACAGCUUCGCUCAAUAUCGCGAAAGGUCCAGCGUGUGGUUAAUGAGGAAAUCCAGAAACGCAUACGUGAAGUCUACCCAGAUGGCAAGAAGCUCAAGUAUCAGUCGCCUAAGGAGUGGAGACCGAAUGCGGCCUUCGUCAACUGUUAUGAUGGACCUGCAGAAAGUGUCGGAUAUCACUCCGACGAGCUGACGUAUCUUGGACCUCAUCCGGUUAUUGGCAGCCUAAGCCUGGGCGUGGAACGAGAAUUCCGGGUCCGUCGCGUCAUACCCCGGGACGAUGAGGAGGAUGCAGGCGAAAUAGCUACCGAGGAAAAACAAAGUCCCCCCUCGAAAGCUAUCAAUGAGCAGAAGUCCUCCUCCCGUGUGCGUGCAGACCUGCAAGGUCAGAUCUCCAUUCACCUGCCCCACAACUCCCUCUUGAUCAUGCAUGCAGAGAUGCAGGAGGAGUGGAAGCAUGCAAUCGUUCCUGCGCAAACUAUUUCUCCACACCCAAUAUCGGGAAAUCGGCGCAUAAACAUCACUUACCGCUGGUAUCGCGAUACUCUCCACCCACGCUACACGCCUCGCUGUCUAUGUGGCCAGCAUGCGAUACUUCGGUGUGCACAGCGCAAGCAAGAAACUCGGGGCCGAUACAUGUGGAUGUGUUAUGCUGGAUAUCAACCAGGAAAGGAAGGCUGUUCGUUCUUUCGAUGGGCGGAGUUUGAUGAUGAUGGCAAUCCUGUGUGGACUCACAAGCAAAAUGAGGAAGAUGUCGCCCCAGCUUUGGCCAAUUUUGCAGCAUCACAAUAG